Molecule: messenger RNA, 946 nt
Organism: Epinephelus fuscoguttatus (brown-marbled grouper)
Lineage: Eukaryota; Metazoa; Chordata; Actinopteri; Perciformes; Serranidae
Product: anionic trypsin-2-like
Exons: 5
Coding region: 3-758 (251 amino acids)
Biological process (GO): proteolysis
Molecular function (GO): serine-type endopeptidase activity
Source: RefSeq, a predicted model, not a curated record
AGAUGAACCUGGCUCCAUCCUGGCACCUCUCACUGCUCCUCCUGAGUGUUCUAACAGGUGUGUACGGGAAGAGAAUCAUCGGGGGUGCAGAGGUGAACAAAUACUCCGUCAAGUAUCAGGCCUCCCUCCUGUUCAUGAACCAUCACUUCUGUGGAGGCACCCUCAUCCACCCGCAGUGGGUGGUGUCUGCUGCCCACUGCUGGAGACCGAGGCACCUGAGCCAGGUGGUCCUGAGUGAGCACAGCAUCCACAAGCUGGAGGGCUUUGAGCAGAGGUUCGAUGUUUCCUUAGUCGUCAGGCACUACCGGUACCAACACUGGACGUUUGACAAUGAUAUCAUGCUGAUAAAGUUGGACCGUCCAGCUAUCAUCAAUGCCAGGGUCGAGCUGGCCUCUUUGCCAGACCCAGACUCACCGCCUUUGGCCAACCUUGCCCAGUGCACAGUCAGCGGCUGGGGUGUGACCUGGCUCAACAGCUACAGCCUGUCACCUGUGCUGAGGUCCGUGGAUGUGAACAUCUUUGACAACUGCAGGCAGUACUACUACUUCAGGGUAACAGACAACAUGGUCUGUGCUGGCUCUCAAUUUGGUGGGAAAGACUCCUGUCAGGGUGACUCAGGAGGACCUCUUGUCUGUAACGGUAAACUUGAGGGCAUUGUAUCCUGGGGUAUCAGCUGUGCUUAUGCUUACUACCCUGGUGUCUACACUAAGGUCAGAAACUACCUCGCAUGGAUCAAUUGGGUCAUCCAGAACAGAUAAUGAGACUCUUAAUGACAAACUCACCUAAAACUCUACUGUGAUGAAGAUUGGAAUGGAUCCUUGUUGACCCCGAGGUCCUAUUUUGGGUUGUCUUCUAUCCAGUAGUUUCAUAUAAACAUGAAUAUAUUUGCUAAGAAGAAAUAAAUACACCCCAAAACACAAGCAGGUAAAAAUACACAGUGAAGUCA